CGUCCUUUUUUUCCCUGCAACAACAAAAUCACGGGGAGGAAUCGAAACCCGAGCAAUGGGUUUCUUUUUAGUGCAUGCUCUGUUUUUAACACUGCUUUUGUUUUGUCACCAAACAAAAGCAGAGGAUUUUGAUGGAACCAACUUCAAAGGUAGAAACCUCGGAGGAACAUGCAACUUGUUCCGAGGAAAAUGGGUCUAUGAUGCUUCAUAUCCUCUCUAUGACCCUUCUUCAUGUCCCUUCAUAGAUCUACAGUUCAAUUGCCAAAAGUACGGUCGCCCAGAUACAUUGUACCAAAAAUAUAGGUGGAUGCCAUUUUCUUGUCCAUUACCAAGGUUCAAUGGAUUGAGCUUUUUGGAGAGGUAUAAGGGGAAGAAGAUUAUGUUUGUUGGUGACUCACUGAGCUUGAACCAGUUCAAUUCAUUGGCAUGUAUGAUUCAUGCGUGGGUUCCAAAUUCUAGGACCACAUUCAGACAGAAGGAUGCUCUUUCCUCAGUGACAUUUGAGGACUAUGGCCUUGGGUUAUUUUUGUACCGCACAGCAUACUUGGUUGACCUUGACCAUGAGAAAGUUGGACGAGUUUUGAAGCUUGACUCAAUCAAGAAUGGUGAUUAUUGGAGAGGGAUGGACGUGCUGAUCUUCAACACGUGGCACUGGUGGACCCACACCGGAAGUGCACAACCGUGGGACUAUGUUCAGGAGAAUAACAAGUUGUUCAAAGACAUGAAUCGUUUUGUUGCAUACUAUAAAGGUCUGACAACUUGGGCUAAGUGGAUUGAAAGAAACAUAAAUCCAGCACAAACCUAGGUCUUCUUUUUAGGAAUUUCCCCUGUGCAUUACCAGGGGAAAGAUUGGAAUGAACCAGCAAAAUCAUGCAUGAGUGAGACAAAACCAUUCUUUGGAUUGAAGUACCCUGCAGGGACACCAAUGGCUUGGGUGGUGGUGAAAAAGGUGCUAAAUAGGAUAAGUAAGCCAGUGUAUUUCUUGGAUGUGACCACUCUCUCACAAUACAGAAAAGAUGCACAUCCUGAAGGCUAUAGUGGGGUUAUGGCAACAGAUUGUAGCCACUGGUGUCUUCCAGGGCUUCCUGACACUUGGAAUGAGCUUCUCAAUGCAGCUAUUUCUGGUUGAAAAAAAGCACUUGAAGACUUGACAACUUUGUUUAUUAGGUCCAAUUCACUUUUAGAGGAAAACCCAUUGUUUUCAACUUAGGAAAUAUUUUAUGUGGCAUUUUGCUUCUUGUAAUUGGGCAAUAAAAGGGUUUGGUGCUCCAAAUUGUAAAUGUAGAUUAUUAUGGCAGAAAUUUGCCCUCUCCAAAUACCAUUUUGAAUUUUGAAAAGCAUUUGGUGGAUAGUUGUAAAGUAGUUGAUGAAACCCUUUUUCUAAGGCAAUAAAAAAGCAAUGAGAGAUUAUGAUGUGGUGAUGUGACGU
Abrus precatorius (Indian licorice) is the source of this 1429-nucleotide messenger RNA. Its product is annotated as protein trichome birefringence-like 39. The coding region runs from base 56 to 805 and encodes 249 amino acids. Gene Ontology annotation, molecular function: O-acetyltransferase activity. The record is from RefSeq and is a predicted model, not a curated record. Gene Ontology annotation, cellular component: Golgi apparatus. The transcript is spliced from 5 exons. NCBI's taxonomy places the organism in Eukaryota, Viridiplantae, Streptophyta, Magnoliopsida, Fabales, Fabaceae.